Heterocephalus glaber (naked mole-rat) is the source of this 2544-nucleotide messenger RNA. RefSeq names its product hemojuvelin BMP co-receptor (gene Hjv). Gene Ontology annotation, cellular component: plasma membrane. Gene Ontology annotation, biological process: BMP signaling pathway. The record is from RefSeq and is a predicted model, not a curated record. Gene Ontology annotation, molecular function: coreceptor activity. Lineage: Eukaryota; Metazoa; Chordata; Mammalia; Rodentia; Bathyergidae.
GCCUCCCAGCUCCCUGACCUCAGGGAGAUUGCAGCUGGUGUGCGGGCUCCGAAGCUGCGGGAAACAUGAAGAAACAGCCGGGGAGCCCCUGGCUGCAACAAGCCAACAGAAUAGGCAACCAUGGCUGGAGAAUUGGAUAUCAGGGUAAUGUCUGACCUCUGGAAACAAAGAGAAAAGGAAAUGAAUGGCUCCUGGAGGGUGUCUCCUGUGAUGGGAGGGACGGCAAGAGAUCCGUUUCUGAAGUAUUUUCAAUCCUAGCUCUAGGAUGGCUGAGAUCUACUGUCCCCAGGACUCCUUCAAACAUAUCUGCUGUUCGGUAGCUCAGGAUGGGCCAAUGCAGUGGACUCUGACCCCCGUCAAGUUCACUCAACUCCCCUCCGCCCCCACCUCGAGGUAUUGCACAAGGGAGCUGAGCGUGAACACAGGAGCAGGGGCCAGAGGCUCCCCAGCUACACUCAUGGUCUCCGGUCUGCUCAUCCUUUUCUUGAUCUCCCCAGAUUCUCUUCACACCAACCCUCCCGAUCUUCAAUUCUCCUCUUUCCCCAUGCCCAGCCAAAUUUCUUUUUUCAGUCACUUCCAGGACUGCUGGUCAAAAUUCACUAGGUAGGAAGGUCAUCAGCUGGGAAGAACCGGCGCCUGGGGGGACCUGGCUGGAUAGGCAUGGGGGAUCCGAGUCGGUCCCCUGGUCCCCGGUCCCCCCAUGGCAGUCCCCCAACCCUAAGCACUCUCACUCUCCUGCUGCUCCUCUGUGGACACGCUCACUCUCAGUGCAAGAUCCUCCGCUGCAACGCCGAGUACGUGUCGUCCACCCUGAGCCUCCGGGCCGGGGGCUCCCCCGGAGCUCUCCGCAGAGGCGGCGACAGCCGGGGCGGCGGGGCGGGCGGGCUGUGCCGAGCCCUGCGCUCCUACGAGCUCUGCACGCGACGCACGGCCCGCACCUGCCGCGGGGACCUGGCCUUCCACUCGGCGGUGCACGGCAUCGAGGACCUCAUGAUCCAGCACAACUGCUCGCGCCAGGGGCCCGCGGAGCCGCCCCCGCCCCGCGGCCCCGCGCUCCAGGGCGCCGGCCCCAGGCCCCCCAUCCCCGACCCCUGCGACUACGAGGGCCGCUUCUCCCGGCUGCACGGACGCUCCCCGGGCUUCUUGCACUGCGCCUCCUUCGGGGAUCCCCACGUGCGCAGCUUCCACCACCACUUUCACACGUGCCGCGUCCAAGGAGCUUGGCCCCUGCUGGAUAACGACUUCCUUUUUGUCCAGGCCACCAGCUCCCCCGUGGCCUCGGGGGCCAACGCUACCACCACCCGGAAGCUCACCGUCAUUUUUAAGAACAUGCAGGAAUGCAUCGAUCAGAAGGUCUACCAGGCUGAGGUGGACAAUCUCCCCGCAGCCUUUGAGGACGGUUCUAUCAAUGGAGGUGACCGUCCUGGGGGCUCAAGUUUGUCCAUUCGAACUGCUAACCCUGGGAGCCAUGUGGAGAUCCGAGCUGCCUAUAUUGGCACAACUAUAGUCAUCCGGCAGACGGCUGGGCAGCUCUCCUUCUCCAUCAGAGUAGCAGAAGAUGUGGCCAGGGCCUUCUCAGCUGAGCAGGACCUGCAGCUCUGUGUUGGGGGCUGUCCCCCGAGUCAGCGACUGUCUCGCUCAGAGCGCAGUCGCCGGGGAACUAUCACCCUAGACACUGCCAGACAGCUGUGCAAGGAAGGUCUUCCGGUUGAAGACGCUUACUUCCAGUCCUGUGUCUUUGAUGUUUCAAUCUCUGGUGACCCCAACUUUACUGCGGCGGCUCAGGCAGCUCUGGAGGAUGCCCGAGCGUUCCUGCCAGACUUAGAGAAGCUGCACCUCUUCCCCUCAGAUGCAGGAGCUCCUCUCUCCCCUGAAACCUUCCCAGCCCCACUUCUUUCAGGGCUGUUUGUUCUAUGGCUUUGCAUUCAGUAAGUAGGCGAGCAAUCUCCUGACUAAUUUGGGAAUGUUUUGGGGACAAAGGUUGGCAUGGAGGAAUACAAAGAGCUGCUAAGAAAACAGUGGCAACUAAGAGAUAUGUGAACCAAAUGACACUUAUCCCCAGAGUCAGAUGAGCUGGAGUCCAGGGUUGAAAUGAUCAUAGAAUAAGGAUUCUGGGCAAGGCUUUUGCAUUCCAGAUCUCUGGAGGGACUCUUCACCAAUUGCCUCCGUCCUAUUUAUAGUAAACCGAUUGUUCUAAUCCAUCUAUUCCUGAGAUGGCUCAACAAGCCUGGGGUUUUGAGUGUCCUGAUGAUCAGUAAAGAACUUAAGCAUUGAUGUUUUUAAAGGGCAAGAACUAAAAGAGAAAGACAUGACCAUUACCCAUGAGAAACUCGAAAAAGGGAAAAAGAAUUAGAGAAAAAAGUCUAUUUGAUGAGUAUAUGUGAGUAAGGUAUAUUUGGCCUUCUUGGUUCAGAAAUGAAGAGGGCAUUGUUUGGGUCUUAGGUGAAGGGGAUUGUACUUUGGAGAAUGACACAGAUAGGACAGAAGCUAUUAUCCCGACUCCUAACUAAUCUGUUAUUAAAGCUAUUUAUUCUCCCCACUGUC